This is a messenger RNA of Salvia splendens (bonfire salvia), 1004 nucleotides long. RefSeq names its product transcription factor bHLH147. The record is from RefSeq and is a predicted model, not a curated record. Gene Ontology annotation, biological process: regulation of DNA-templated transcription. Gene Ontology annotation, molecular function: protein dimerization activity. NCBI's taxonomy places the organism in Eukaryota, Viridiplantae, Streptophyta, Magnoliopsida, Lamiales, Lamiaceae. The transcript has 3 exons. Bases 244 to 888 code for a protein of 214 amino acids.
CCCCGUUAAAGCCUCCUUUACUCCCACUAUCCCACCAUAUCUUCUCCACACCCCCCCCCCCCCCCACAUUACUACCAAAAACUCCAUUUUCAUUUGUUGUAUUGUAUAGAUACCACAUAUAUCUUCCGAAUUUCAUUCAUCUCCACAGUUGAAUCAGUCGCAAACGUAAUCGGAGAAACCGCUUCUCGAUUUCUUCAGCUCUAAUUCUCGAAUCACAAAUCGAAUUAAUAAGUUGGUGAAAAAAUGAUGGCAUCGCUCAUGUCAUCAUCAAAUCCAGCAGCAAAUCCCGACAGAUCAUCAACCAGAAGAAAGAAGAAGAAGAAAAUCCACCACAAUCCCCAAAUCCAACCCGAAAACCCCAAAAUCCAAUGGAAAUCCGACGCUCAGCAGCAAAUCUACUCCUCCAAGCUGCUCCACGCGCUGCAGCAGGUCCGGCUCGGCUCAUCCGGAUCCGAGCCUUCAUCGGCUCCGCGCCGGGUGCGCGACGCCGCGUACGGCGUCCUGGCCGCGACGGCGCGGGGGCGGACCCGGUGGAGCCGCGCGAUCCUGACGAGCCGGCUGAAGCUCAAGUUCAUGAAGAAGAUCAACAUCGCGAAGCGCCAGCGCAAGGUGAUGACGGUGGUCGCCGCCGCCGGGUAUCAGCCGCGGAGGAAGUCGAAGGUCGGCGUCUUCAGGCUUAAAUCUAAGUGUUUUCCGGCGUUUCAGCGGAAGGCGCGGGUGCUGAGCCGGUUGAUUCCCGGCUGCCGGAAACAACCGUUGCCGGUGGUUUUGGAGGAGACGACGGAUUAUAUUGCCGCUCUCCAAAUGCAGGUGAGAGCCAUGAGUGCAUUAGCCGAGCUCCUAACCGGUUCAGGCUCAUCUUCAAGCAGCUCAGCGCAGCUCAGCUAAAAUGUUUUUUUUACUUUUUAAUUUUUUAAUUUUUAUUUUCAGAUUUUCUGACUAGUCGGAUAUUCUUCCAUCUUAUAAAUAUCCUGAAUUCCUAAUGUGAAUUAUAUUUCUCUGAA